This is a messenger RNA of Vavraia culicis subsp. floridensis, 324 nucleotides long. RefSeq lists its product as uncharacterized. Lineage: Eukaryota; Fungi; Microsporidia; Pleistophoridae. The transcript has a single exon. Bases 1 to 324 code for a protein of 107 amino acids. The record is from RefSeq and is a predicted model, not a curated record.
AUGUGUGGGUGCAGCUCAUUAACAGAUAGCAGCAGUUUUAGGAAACAAAGCGUAUGCAGCACUGAGAAGAGAACCAUCAUCAACGAAGCGGAUGGUGAUAAAAAGCAUGGAUUCUAUCUUAAUAAUGAUUUCAACCUAAUAUCAUAUCAAAAAAUGGAUCUACUCACAAAAGCAUGCCUGAGAAUGAGGCUGGAAAUGAUCGCUAAAAGUUCAUCGAAAAUUGAUGGAGCUGCCGUGAAAAUGCGGCGUUAUAACCAACGCAUCAAACUUAGGCGGCAUAUGCAGCGAUACGAUUGGAUGUUCUCAAAAGAAACAGUUCCAUGA